Messenger RNA from Kalmanozyma brasiliensis GHG001, 879 nucleotides. Its product is annotated as Short-chain dehydrogenase/reductase SDR. The record is from RefSeq and is a predicted model, not a curated record. The transcript has 2 exons. Lineage: Eukaryota; Fungi; Basidiomycota; Ustilaginomycetes; Ustilaginales. Bases 1 to 879 code for a protein of 292 amino acids.
AUGCCCAAGGACGCAGCUCCCGAAGUCAUGCCCGAGCUGGGCGCCCAGCGACUCUUCUCGCUUGACGGCAAGAUCGCCCUCGUCACCGGUGGUGGUACCGGCAUUGGCAAGAUGAUCGCCGCCACCUACAUUCGCAACGGUGCCAAGGUCUACAUCGCCAGUCGAAAGCUCGCCGACCUCGAAAAGGUUGCGGCGCAGCUGAGCAAGCUCGCCCCGAGCGAUCCCGAGGGCAAGAAGAAGCUCUGCGUUGCGCUCCAGGCUGAUGUCGGCAGCAAGGCUGGAUGUGACGCUCUCGCUGAGCAGGUCAAGAAGGCCGAGUCCAGGUUGGAUAUCCUGGUCAACAACUCGGGUCUCACCUGGGGCGCUCCCAUGGUCGACUUCCCCGAGCAGAAGGGUUGGGACAAGGUGUUUGACUUGAACGUCAAGAGCCAGUUCUACCUCACUGUUGCGCUGCUGCCCAUCUUGGAGAAGGGAAAGAGCAACACGGACCACGGUACCGUGCUCAACAUUGCUUCCACCGCCGCCAUCGUUCCUCUCGCUGAGGGCGGUCUCUCUGCCCCCGGUAACGGCACCUACUCUUACCAACCAUCCAAGGCGGCUUCGCUGCACCUCACCAAGGUGCUCGCCAACUCGCUCGCCGAAAAGUUUAUCAUGGUCAACGCCAUUUGCCCCGGUGUCUUCCCUUCGCGCAUGACCGCCUAUGGUCUCGAGGAGAACCGCGAUCUGCUCGAGGGCAUCCAACCUACGGGCCGUGUCGGUACGCCAGAGGACAUCGGCGGUGUCGCCAUGUUCUUUGCCUCGCGCGCCGGCGCUCACUGCACCGGUACCGGUAUUGUUGUUGACGGUGGCCAGAGCAUCCAGUUCCAGCCUCGUCUGUGA